Messenger RNA from Mangifera indica (mango), 1107 nucleotides. RefSeq names its product CASP-like protein 4A2. Lineage: Eukaryota; Viridiplantae; Streptophyta; Magnoliopsida; Sapindales; Anacardiaceae. The transcript is spliced from 3 exons. The record is from RefSeq and is a predicted model, not a curated record. Bases 130 to 966 code for a protein of 278 amino acids.
ACGUGUCGGUCUUGCUUUCUUUUUCUCACUUUUUCCCUCCCUUUGAAUCCAUGAACUUGAAGCAAAAUUAUUGGAAAACAAUUCUUCAACUCCAAGCAAACGACAAACUGUGAAAAAUUAAAGAAAGGCAUGAACCGAUCACCCUCAGACUCCGAUUCACGCGCUCACCUCGACUCGCCUCACUCGCCACUCUGUUUCCACUCCCCGCUUCCCUCUCACCAGGGCGAUCCCAGCCCUCUGGAUUCCACUUCCUCUCCCUAUGCCUCACCCAUUACUUCCCCUCAAAAAUCACCCAUAUAUCCCGACGAAAAACCCAUCUCGAAAACAAUAGUUGCCGUGAGCGACAAGUUCACGCAGUGUUCUCCUGCGCCGGAGAAGAUGCUGGAGCCACCUCUGCCGGUGAGUUUACACGAGGCUUUGCGGGAGAACGGUGUCUCGCUGUUGACCGCGGUAGACCCUGGAGAAGGUGUGAGAUCGGGUUCGACGAGGAGGAGGGGAUUAAGGACCAGUGAGAAAUUGAGAGUGGUGAACAUAGGGUUUAGGUUAAUCGAGGUGGUUUUGUGCUUGAUUUCUUUUUCUGUUAUGGCCGCCGAUAAGAGUCAGGGCUGGAGUGGUGAUUCCUAUGAUCGUUACAAAGAGUUCAGGUAUUGUUUAUCAGUCAAUGUUAUUGCGUUUGUAUAUGCGGGGUUUCAAGCUGCCUACUGUCUGAUGAUGGGGAGCGAAAUAAGGCGCAUACAUGUCGGGCAUCUCUUUGAUUUCUUUAUGGAUCAGGCACUGGCUUAUCUUCUUAUCUCAGCAUCAUCAGCAGCAGCCACUCGAGUUGAUGAUUGGGAGUCAAAUUGGGGCAAGGAUGAGUUCACAGAGAUGGCUAGUGCAUCAGUUGCAAUGUCUUUUCUAGCUUUUAUUGCAUUUGCCUUCAGCUCCAUUGUGUCUGGUUACUAUCUAUGUAAUCGCGAUGCCACCUGAUUUCAAUUAGCAGCUGCCCAUCAUAUUUCAUUUGUAAGUUUAGAUUUUGCAAAAAUGAAUGCAAACUCAAUCUUCAUGUAUAUAUAUACAAUAAACUAUGUGUACUUAAUUUUGAAUACCUAAUUGAGUUAUAUUCAAUCA